Messenger RNA from Glarea lozoyensis ATCC 20868, 987 nucleotides. RefSeq lists its product as uncharacterized. The record is from RefSeq and is a predicted model, not a curated record. Gene Ontology annotation, cellular component: nucleus. Gene Ontology annotation, biological process: U6 snRNA 3'-end processing. Lineage: Eukaryota; Fungi; Ascomycota; Leotiomycetes; Helotiales; Helotiaceae. Gene Ontology annotation, molecular function: 3'-5'-RNA exonuclease activity. Bases 1 to 987 code for a protein of 328 amino acids. The transcript is spliced from 3 exons.
AUGGCACUCGUUGAUUAUACUUCUUCUUCCAGCGAUGAAGACAACCCCAAAAACUCAACCGCAUCUAAGGACCAAGUCAUAGGAGGAAAACGCAAACAUGACACCAAAGAAUUUGAGAAUCUCCCUCCAUUGCCUUCGAAAUUCCAUGAUCUUUAUGCGUCCACGACGAGGGCUAGUACGAGAGAUGACCCGAGUUUACAUAGUGGCCGAAAAAGAGGGACACCUCACAUUGAGGGAAAUUGGCCGACACAUCUCUACAUCGAGUGGUGUCCUCCGACGACAGAACAUAUAGUAGUGAGCGACUUUUUAGCAAAGCUCAUAGAAGCCACUGCCACUCAAAACGACUUCGCCAUAUGUUCUUUCCUGUCCAGUGACCUCGGGGCACCUUUGCCUCUUCACAUCAGUCUUUCUCGACCCAUAGGCUUGGUUACUGCGGACAAAGAAAACUUUGUUGAGCUGUUGGAGCGGGUGAUCCGUACAUGUGGAAUUCGGCCCUUCGACGUCACCAUCUCAGGCGUAGAUUGGGUUUCGAAUUUUGAUAACACGCGCUGGUUUCUUGUUCUAAGGUUGCUGAAACCUCCUCACGACGGUUUGAACAAACUUCUUCAUUUGUGUAACGAUGCCGUCGGAAUAUUUGGCCAGCCCCCGCUGUAUGCAAGAAAGCUGCCACAAGACACUCCAAGCCCAAAGAGACUCCGGAGGCCAGAUGGCAAGAGCACAAGUUCGAGUAAGGCACCAACGAUUGCAUCCGAUUGGACAGGCCUUGGGGAUCCUUCAAGCGCAUUCCAUAUCAGCAUAGCUUGGGCGUUGAAAGCUCCUUCUCAGGAAACGAAGGAUAUCACAAGCGAUCUGUUCCAAAAACACAACAGUCAAUUAUCCCAAAUUCAUGUUCCCAUCAACGAAAUAAAAGCUAAGGUGGGUAACGUCGUAACGAACCUGACAUUAAGAGCAGGCGGGGGAGAGGGAACCAGUCUCUUUGGGAUCUGA